Molecule: messenger RNA, 993 nt
Organism: Drosophila novamexicana
Lineage: Eukaryota; Metazoa; Arthropoda; Insecta; Diptera; Drosophilidae
Exons: 3
Coding region: 1-993 (330 amino acids)
Source: RefSeq, a predicted model, not a curated record
AUGCCUAUGCUUAUGCAAGUGUCUGCUGGCCUUUGGCUUAUCGCGGGAUUUUCGGCUCUGCCUCUGCCCAGCAGCGGCUUCUGGUGGCCCAAGGCGACAACCGAAACACCGCGCACUCAGGUGCUGCAGCAGAUUCCGCUCACCUACUUCCGCACCUACACCUAUCAGCCUCUGACGGGCGGCGCCUUUGGAGUGCCGCUCUUCGGCUUUGGUGCGGCACAGACGCCGCUGCUCUCUGGCCGCCACUAUGAUCCGUACGCGGUGACCAGCUAUGCGGCUGCCCGGCGCCACGAUGCGGCCGCAGCUGGCUUUAAGCCGGACGUAACGCCACCUGCUCUGGCGAGCAGCAACAGUGCGUCGAGCACAACGCCAGCGCCGACCACAACGACGACAACAACAACGACCCCGGCACCAACAACUACAACCACAACAACAACGACGACCAGCAGUACAACUAGUGCACCACCGACCAGCAGCACCACGGAAACAACAUCCCCGCUGCGCUACGCCGCCUACAAUGCCGAGUAUCCGACCUACAAUCGUCGGGUGAACAAUUUGUACAAUGCGCGGCCGCAAUAUCCGUAUCCGGAUUACUUUAACUAUCAGCCGCAGAACACGUUGCCGGAGAAGGGCGGCGCGCGCAUUCAGUUUGUGCCCUGCAUGUGUCCAGUCAGCAUGCCCAGCAUGUCGGGUAUGUCAGGUCUGGGACUAAACGGCGCCACCAGCACUGAUCGAGACCGGCCAACAGGCGUGUCCAUAAGCAGCACCUCUGGAGAUGUUUCGUCCGCGGAGCGCAACAUUGUUGCCUUGCAGGCGCGCCACAUCGAUAGUGGUGAAGCUGACUUCGAGGAGGAGGAAGAUGAGCAGGAGCAGGAGGAGGCAGAUGCGUCCGCUGAAGCGGAUGAGGCUGAUGUUGCCGUAGCUGUUCCCACAAAAGUCGCCCUUGAGCCGCAGCAUACCACGCCCGCCGUUGAGUCCAACAGUGUGGUCUAG